UCUGCUGAUCGACUGUGUCCAAUCACAUCACAAAGUUCUGUGUCCGCAGUCUCUGGUCAUCUCCUGUACUAUAUCUGCAGUCUCUGGUCAUCCCCUGUACUGUCCGCAGUCUCUGGUCAUCUCCUGUACUAUGUCUGCAGUCUCUGGUCAUCUCCUGUACUAUGUCUGCAGUCUCUGGUCAUCCCCUGUACUGUCCGCAGUCUCUGGUCAUCUCCUGUACUGUGUCCGCAGUCUCUGGUCAUCUCCUGUACUAUGUCCGCAGUCUCUGGUCAUCUCCUGUACUAUGUCUGCAGUCUCUGGUCAUCCCCUGUACUGUCCGCAGUCUCUGGUCAUCUCCUGUACUGUGUCCGCUGUCUCUGGUCAUCUCCUGUACCGUGUCCGCAGUCUCUGGUCAUCUCCUGUACCGUGUCCGCAGUCUCUGGUCAUCUCCUGUACCGUGUCCGCAGUCUCUGGUCAUAUCCUGUACCGUGUCCGCAG
This is a messenger RNA of Staurois parvus, 477 nucleotides long. NCBI's taxonomy places the organism in Eukaryota, Metazoa, Chordata, Amphibia, Anura, Ranidae. The record is from the annotation of a GenBank genome assembly.